AUGGGUUCAGGUGUUUCAAAAUCGAAAAUAGAUGAUGAUGAUUUUUAUAAUAAUUGUAAAAAUGGUAAUGUUGAACAAGUUCGUCAAUCAUUACCUACAAUGACUUAUAAAAAGAUCAAUCAUCAACAAAGAGAUGGUAAUACACCACUUCAUGCUGCUUGUAUAAAUAAUCACAAAGAUAUUAUUAUUUUAAUACUCAAUCAACAAGAUAUUUGUGCGAGAACUUCACGAAAUAAAUCUGGUAAAACUGCUUAUGAUUGUGCAAAUUCUAUUGAAAUUCAACAAUUAUUUCGUCGUUCUCGAUUAUCAACAAUCGAACGUUUCUGUGAAAAUCAUCCAACAUUAUCUCUUCAACCAAUUCUUUCUCUUGGUGAUGAAAAUGAAGAAAAAAUUUCUCAUGAAAAAAUUCCUGAUGAUUGGGUUCGUGGUUAUAAAAAUGUUAAACAGACAUUUGAUGGACAAUUUAUGCUUGCUCUACAGAAUGCACCAUUACCAUUAAAAACUUUAAUGGAAUUAAGAACAAUAAAUGAAGCUCAAGAUAAUUUUGAAAUAUUUCUUGAAAAAUGUUUUCAAAAGGAACCAAAAAAACGUGAUUUAAUCAUGAAUGAAUAUGAAAAAUAUAAACAAACAAAAAAUAUUGACUAUUUAUUAAAAAUUUAUACAUUUGAAUCAUCAGUUUAUACAGCAUUACAGCAAGAAAUGAAUGCUUACACAACAAUAAUAUUUCUUAAUUUAAAAAAAUUAAUUAAUCGAACAUAUAAAGGUAAAACUUAUCGUGGUGCACAAAUGACACAAAUGGAUAUUGAUGCAUAUAAAUGGGCAGAAAAAAGUCAAGAUUAUAUUUUAGAAACACGUCUAUUUCAAUCAACAUCAAUAAAAGAUGAUGUAGCUAAAUUAUAUGGUGAAACUGAUCUAACAUCGGAUACAUUUGGUGUUCUAUUUAUAUAUAUAUUUGAUGAAAAAUGUCCAACUGCUAUUAACUUACAAGGUAUUUCUCAUUUUGAAGAUGAAGAAGAAAUUUUAUUAUUACCAUUUACAUUAUUCAAAGUAGAAAAGAUAGUUUUUGAUAAAGAUUUGAAACAUUACGAUAUUUCUCUUCGAUAUAUUUCAUCAUCAAAAAAAUCAUUUUUUUUAUCAUGGUGGAAUGUUAAAAAAAAUAAAUAA
Messenger RNA from Adineta steineri, 1164 nucleotides. NCBI's taxonomy places the organism in Eukaryota, Metazoa, Rotifera, Eurotatoria, Adinetida, Adinetidae. The record is from the annotation of a GenBank genome assembly.